CCUCUAAUCUGGGGACGGCAGUGCCGGGGGAAGCCAGAGCCCCCCACCAUGGAAGCCCUAAAGGAAAAAGUGGCUCCGGGUCCGCGAGCCUGAGCGUUUCGCCCAGCCACCCGCCCGCCCCCCAAAAGACGAUGAAGACCCUGGUGCGCCAUGGGCUGGCCGUGUGUUUAGCGCUGACCACCAUGUGCACCACCUUGUUGCUGAUGUACAGUGGGCUGGGUGGCCCGAAGGAGGAGCGGCGGCGGCAGCAGCAGCAGCAGCCCCAGGCCCAGGCCCAGCCCCAGGGGACGGGGACAGCGGUGGGGUCCAGCGGGAAGCCCCCGGCCCAGGGCUCGCUCCAGCGCCCAGCUCCCCCCGCGGACCCUCGCCUGCUCGACGGCUACAUCAGUGUCACGGACCACAAGCCGCUGAAAAUGCAUUGCCGGAGCUGCGCCCUCGUCACCAGCUCGGGGCACCUGCUGGGCAGCAAGCAGGGAGACAAGAUCGACGAGGCCGAGUGUGUGAUUCGAAUGAACGACGCGCCCACCUGGGGGUACGGGAGAGACGUGGGGAACAAGACAAGCCUGCGUGUCAUCGCCCACUCCAGCAUGCAGAGGGUUCUGCGCCACCGCCACGAACUGCUCAACAUGAGUCAGGCCACCGUCUUCAUCUUCUGGGGCCCCGGGAGCUACAUGCGCAGAGACGGGAAAGGUUUGGUCUAUAAUCACCUGCGGUUGAUGAAUCAGAUACUACCUCAGCUGAAAGUCUACAUCAUCACUCGACACAAGAUGAUCCAGUUUGACGAUCUCUUCAAGCGGGAAACAGGCAAGGACAGGAAGAUAUCCAACACUUGGCUCAGCACUGGUUGGUUCACAAUGACGAUUGCUUUAGAGCUCUGUGACAGGAUAAAUGUCUACGGCAUGGUACCCCCCGAUUUCUGCAGGGAUCCUAGUCAUUCUUCAGUACCUUAUCAUUAUUAUGAACCCUUGGGAUCCGAUGAAUGUACGAUGUACAUUUCACACGAGCGGGGACGAAAGGGCAGCCAUCACCGUUUUAUCACAGAGAAACGAGUCUUUGAGAACUGGGCCCGGACAUUCAAUAUUCACUUUUUUCAGCCAGCCUGGAAGCCGGAAUCACUCACCAUAAAUCACCCCGAGAUUAAGCCGGUGUUCUGAGGAAUGAAUGCACAAGACUGCAAUCACAAUCACCUACUGGAUCAGACUUCAGGGUAUUGAACCUCGUAUCCCAGCAAGCCAACCUAAAAAGGAAAGGUUAAUGGGAUUUGUGGAUGAAAACUGCUACAAUAUUCAAGGAGUUACUAUGAAUGAAUGCAUAAGGGGACAUUUUCUAUCAAAUUGUAUCCCAAUCUAAUGUGUGAUUCUGCCAUCUGUCUGACCUAUGUGUGUGUGAUUUGUAAAAAGCAGCCCGCAGUAGUAGAGAUAUGAUUACUGAAGAGCACAUGGCCCAGACUUUCAUAAUGCAAAUCUACAGUAGUUAUUUAUUGAAGGGUUUUUAAAGGCAAUCUAGGCCAGUAUUUUUCUAAAUCAUGACCAUGUGUUCCUAACCCUUGAAGAGUCCUAGUGACGUGUUUCAAUUCGGAAAGAAAAUGGCCCUUGUUGGCUCGCAAUUGAUAUUUGAUCUGCAAAUACUGCACUGCUUUUUUAAAACCCCGAUUUCACUCCUGCAUUUGAUCUUAAACAAAAAGCUUCCUACAUGCUGCUCUACUAAGUCUCUGCCAUUUACAAGACACUGCAAAGUCUCAAAAUUCAAACCAAAAGCAAAUCCCUUCAGGAGAAAUGGAUGUAUGCCUCCAAGAUGUCUGCUCAAGAAUCGUUUCCUUAAGGGGAUGGUGGAGAAUACCCCUCUCUCCAGCUUGGCUACUUUCAUUCAUUCAGUCGUAUUUAUUGAGCGCUUACUGUGUGCAGAGCACUGGGUACUUUGCACUAUGGAGGCCAGGAAAUCUCACUGGGCGGUCUUUCGGUUGUCAAUAACUUCAUUAUUCUUUACCAGUCAGUCAGUAGAAUUUAUUGAGCGCUUACUAGGCGCUUGAGAGAGUUCAAUAUAACAGGCACAGUCCCUGCCCACAGAGAGUCUAGAGGGACUUUGUGGCUUUUAUACUCCCCAUUCCCUCACCCUCUCCCAGUGCUAUUUACAGGCUGCUUCCCCCUCCGGCCCACGUUGCUUUCUGGCCUCCGAUUCUUAAUUUGGUGCCUUCUUGUACCCUUUACUUAUGUGGUGCUCCCAGCCUGCAUCAGCAAGAGAGCAGAUUUCAUUUAACCUUUCCCCAGGAUACGUAGUAUGAGGCAGUACCAAGCCACAUGGCUACCUAAUCCAGGCUGAUUCACCGCAGACUUUCUGUUAUGGCUACCUGGGAGCCGUGCUCCCCAUUGCUGCAGAAGUUUUACAAAUUUGAGGUCUCCAAUCCUUAGGUCAGUUGGCCCUUAGGCAAAAGGCAACAGAAUAUGCUGGCAUCUUCAUCACCUGAAGCUCAGGAGAGACUAGCCACUGUGGUACUCAAGUCGAAGACACUAACAGUACUCCAUAUGGGAGACCCACUGUGUCGGAGGAUUAGAUCCUGGCUUGGGAAUAAAGAGGAUUUCAGCGCUGCCGCUUCUUUCGCCUUCACCUGACAAGUAUGAGCAUUCAAUUCCACAGGCGUAGCGGGGAAUAAUUUCCUUCUUACAGGGUGUGUUGUAGUUGAGUCACGGAAGCAAUCCCGUUAUAAAGAUAAUAAAAAAUAAAAGUGUUACUACUGUCACGUGGCUUGCACUGUUCAAACCCAGUACAAUUUGAGUUGCAUGUCUAGGACACAGUGGGAUGUGACGUUUUAAGUUUUCUGCUGAACGGGAUUUCUUGGAAGUGUGGAAUUUUACAUUAAUGCGCUUAAACGCCUUUGGAGCCGAGCUGUCGAGGGCCUUGAAUAUAUUGUUGAAGUUGGCACUUUCGUUAAACUGAUUUAUGGGUCACCUUUAAUAUCAUUCCAAGAGAUUUUGUUGCCUAGAUUAAAACAGUUCCUGUGACAAUUUAAAAUCUGUAUUUAGGGACCUUUUAAAAACAGUAGUGUUGUGACAUGCAAGAACUUUGCAGCUCUAUUAUCUUAUUAUAGCUCUGUGGCAGCUGCUUCACACCAAAAUGCCCGGGAGCUGGCAUCGAGGUUCAAACGAAUUCGUCUUUUUAAGGUCCCCCGGCAAAACAUUCAAAAAAACACAUACAUUCUGAAUCUCCAUCUUUCAGUUGAGGGUAUUUUUCACUCCCAUUAAGUAGAGGGUGUUUGAUGAUUUUUUAAAUGGCAUUUACUAAGUGCUUACUAUGUGUCAGGCACUGUACUAAGCAUCGACGUAGA
Molecule: messenger RNA, 3322 nt
Organism: Tachyglossus aculeatus (Australian echidna)
Lineage: Eukaryota; Metazoa; Chordata; Mammalia; Monotremata; Tachyglossidae
Gene: ST6GALNAC5
Product: ST6 N-acetylgalactosaminide alpha-2,6-sialyltransferase 5
Exons: 5
Coding region: 132-1154 (340 amino acids)
Biological process (GO): oligosaccharide metabolic process; ganglioside biosynthetic process
Molecular function (GO): alpha-N-acetylgalactosaminide alpha-2,6-sialyltransferase activity
Source: RefSeq, a predicted model, not a curated record